This is a messenger RNA of Thelazia callipaeda (thelaziosis nematode), 1554 nucleotides long. The record is from the annotation of a GenBank genome assembly. Lineage: Eukaryota; Metazoa; Nematoda; Chromadorea; Rhabditida; Thelaziidae.
AUGACUGUGCCAACAACGAUGACACCACAACAUAUGCAUCGACAACAAAGAUAUGGUAUGACAAUGAUGCAGCCUGGUCAACAACCGGUACAAAUCGGAUCUGGACAAUAUGUGCAAAAUUCACAAAUGCAACCAAGAAUCUUGACAAUGAGUGAUGCACUAUCUCGCUUACCACCAGAAGUGCAGCAAAUGGCUCAGCAGCAAAUAAAUGCAGAAACCAAUGCAGAAAAGAAACGACAAAUUGCUCUUGGAUUCAUUCAAGGGCGAGUACGGCUUGCUCAGCAGUAUCCAGGACAUGGCACGAUAAAUACUGGUGGAAUGAUGAUUAAUGUUGGGCCAAAUCAGCAAGUUGGAAAUACACAAAUGGUACGUAUGGGACCUGUACAGGCAGGUCCUGUACCGUAUCCAGCUCAAAGCGUCUCACUACAAACAGGGAUGGGGCAGAUGGGGCCAACACAGGUUACAGUGCAACGUAUACCAAGUAAUUAUAUGGUAAAUGGUAUGAACUCGCAAAACAUGCAGUAUCAAUCUCAGGAUGCCGGAAGUAUGCAAAAUUAUAAUUCGCCACAACAAAUGACUCUUACACAGCCAUCAUCGGUUGGAUCUUCUGUUCAGCACUCCUCUUCUCUUCAUCAUAAAGGUCCCAGUAGUGUUCCAUCUGCCAUUUACGCUCAACAUCAUUCUGGGGAAAGUUCUACUCCAACACAUAAUGCAGCCAGUAGUGAAAAUGAUAAAAGCUCAGAUGAACCACUUUACAGCCAAAAGUUGGAUUUGCUGAAACCUUACCACGAACAUAUCAAAAGAUUGCUCGAAAGGAAUCGAUUAGAUGGACAAGCACCAAAAUCGAAGUUUGAGCGCCUUCUAGAAAUAAUGGAAAAUCGUCGAAAAGUAGAAUUGAAACUCCUGGAAAAAUUGGUUGUAAGUGUAAGGAAUUUAAUUGAGCAUGAUUCACUUUGUUACUCUCUUACGGAAGCUUUACGUGUGGAAAUUGGUGACGCUCCAAAGCCAGUUGUGCCUGAUCCUUGGGCAGAUUUUAAUCAGUAUAAUAUAAGAGUUCCAGAUAAAGUAAUUAACUUGAUUAAAGAAGAAAAAUCUCGAAUCAAAGAGGGAAAAGAUCUGAUACCACCGAAGCGAAUUAAAAAAGAAGAAAAUGAUGGUUCUACUUUAGAUCGAAUAGCUGUAAUAUGUCAAGACGGUUCACGCUUGGAAUUGUCACAAGAAGCUUCAGACCAACUUCGAUCAUACAAUUAUAGGUUCGAUCCUGAAUUUGUUCCUAUUUCAGAAGAUUGCACGGAAGUACAAGUGUUUAUAGAUAAUGAUAUCCUCUUGGUUCCUCCAUUACGAUUAGUAGUUCCUUUGAAUUAUCCAGAUUCUAAAGCUUCCAUAUGGCGUGAUAGAUGGUCAUAUGGUAGGAUUAAUUUGGUCGAUAUCAAUACACAGUUUGAUAAACGCUUAAAUAUGACAGUUAACUGCCGGACAAUUACUGAAAUCAUUAAUUGUUGGAAACUUGCUUCAUUACAUGUUUUAAAAAUUGGUAGCACGAAUAACGGUUAG